AUGAAGCUUCAAAAUAUAUUCCAUUUAACGGCUCUGUUGAUCGGUGCAGGCGCGACUAACGCUUCGUUAUACCGCCGAGACCACGAUGUCCAUGAUUAUUUUGCCGUCCAUCUACACUCCUCCGUAUCGCCGGACCAGGCAGCACGAUUACUGGGAGCUCGACAUGAAGGCCAGAUAGGAGAGCUGGAAGGACAUCAUACGUUCUCUUUACCAAGAGAAAGAAGUGGUGAUUUGAACAAGAUAUUGGAUGACCUACAGAGCAGAGCGCGUCGUCGAAGAUCGUUGGAAGCUCGUGGGGAAUAUUUUGAAAGAGAUGGACUGGACGGUGUAUUAUGGUCUGAAAAGUUGAAGCUGAAGAAGCGUCUGCACAAACGGGUUCCUCCGCCUAUGCCACGAGGGCCCGUCGCUGUCAACGGCCGUUCACCCGACCAAGCCCCAGAUCCUGCUGCUUCAACGAGACAGAAUGAGAUUGCAGGCACAUUGGGUAUCAGAGACCCGUCUUUCAAGCAGCAGUGGCAUCUUUUCAACCCCAUACACCCUGGAAAUGACCUCAACGUUACAGGUCUGUGGCUAGAGGGAAUCACUGGAAAGGGAACUAUAUCCGCCAUUGUUGACGACGGUCUGGAUAUGUAUAGCAACGACCUAAAGGAUAAUUACUUUGCAAAGGGCUCCUACGACUUUAACGAAAUGCAACCCGAGCCCCGGCCCUUGUUGGACGAUGAUAAGCAUGGCACUAGAUGUGCAGGCGAGGUUGCUGCCGUCCACAAUGAUGUUUGCGGUGUCGGUGUUGCGUAUGACGGCAAGGUCGCUGGAAUCCGUAUUCUAUCCAAGUCCAUCUCCGAUGAAGAUGAAGCUGUGGCUGUCAAUUACGGGUUCCAGGAAAACCAGAUUUACUCUUGCUCAUGGGGCCCAAUCGACGAUGGAAGGACAAUGGAUACUCCUGGCCUUUUGGUUCGCCGAGCCAUAGCCAACGGAAUUCAAAAGGGACGCGGAGGAAAGGGCUCUGUUUUUGUAUUUGCUGCCGGAAAUGGAGCCCACCAUGAGGAUAAUUGUAACUUCGAUGGUUAUACCAACAGUAUCUUCAGCAUUACUGUGGGUGCUGUUGAUUGGAACAAUGACCACCCAUACUACUCUGAGUCCUGCUCUGCGCAGCUGGUGGUGGCAUACAGCAGUGGAGGCGGCGGCUCUAUUCAUACUUCAGACGUUGGUGCCAACACUUGCUCGUCUCAACAUGGUGGAACCUCUGCGGCCGGACCUUUGGUUGUUGGAGUAAUGGCACUUGUUCUCCAGGUUCGUCCGGAGUUGAGCUGGCGUGACCUGCAGUAUCUACUCGUUGAAACUGCCGUUCCAAUCAAUGCAACUGCCCCAGGAUGGCAAACCACGAGUAUUGGCAAGAAGUUCAGCCAUGAUUUCGGUUAUGGCAAGGUUGACGCAUACUCUACGGUCCAAUUCGCUAAAGAAUGGAAGCCGGUUAAACCACAGGCUUGGUUCCACUCGCCCUGGCUAAAGGUCUACCAUGACAUUCCUCAAGGUGACAAGGGCCUUUCCAGUUCUUUUGAAAUAAAGGACGAGAUGCUUAAGGAACAUAACCUGGAGCGAGUUGAACACGUGACCGUCACUAUGAAUGUGAACCACACUCGACGUGGUGACCUCAGCGUUGAGCUUCGCAGCCCAAGUGGUGUAAUCAGCUACCUUAGUACUACUCGAUCUCAGGAUGACGAGAGGGCCGGAUAUGCCGACUGGACAUUCAUGUCUGUUGCUCACUGGGGUGAAAAUGGACUAGGAAAGUGGACUGUCAUUGUCAAAGAUACCCAGGUUAACGAAUAUAACGGAACAUUUGUUGACUGGAGGCUUACUCUAUGGGGAGAGUCCAUCGACGGCAGCAUUCAAAAGCUUCACCCCUUACCCGAUGUUCAUGAUCACGACCAUGAUACCAGCAUACCCGCCCCCCACGUUGAUACGACCAGUGUCAGCCCAGGACCAACCAAGACCAGUCCUCCAUUCCGUCCCACCGAUAACGUUGACCGACCUACCAAACCAAAACCAUCCGGUUCCACCACACCAGAUCCAGCAGGCACCGCCGCAUCCGCACCCUCGUCAGCACCCUCAUCAGGAGCCGAACACUUCCUUCCAUCCCCAUUCCCCACCUUUGGCGUUUCAAAACAUACCCAAAUCUGGAUCUAUGGCUCUAUCGGUCUAAUUCUCGUUUUCUGCACUGCAUUGGGCGCCUAUUUCUGGGUUCAGCGACGAAAGCGUCUCCGCAACAACCCUCUGAAUGAGUAUGAAUUCGAGAUGGUGGCUGAAGAUGAGGAAGGAUUCCCACUCAGUGGUGCCGGUGCUGGAGGCAAGAAACAUACUCGUCGCGGAGGAGAACUGUACGAUGCAUUUGCCGGAGGUAGCGAUGACGAAGAUCCCCUUUUCAGCAGUGGAGAGGACGACUCUCAUGAGUACGUUGAUGGGGAUGAGGAUGACGACUCUUAUCAUGAUGAUGGACCCGAAGCUACUACCCCAGUGUCUCCAGCUAGACCCUGA
This is a messenger RNA of Arthroderma uncinatum, 2532 nucleotides long. Its product is annotated as kexin. Gene Ontology annotation, cellular component: trans-Golgi network; Golgi membrane. Bases 1 to 2532 code for a protein of 843 amino acids. The record is from RefSeq and is a predicted model, not a curated record. Lineage: Eukaryota; Fungi; Ascomycota; Eurotiomycetes; Onygenales; Arthrodermataceae. Gene Ontology annotation, biological process: protein processing. The transcript has 2 exons. Gene Ontology annotation, molecular function: serine-type endopeptidase activity.